Molecule: messenger RNA, 1269 nt
Organism: Rotaria sordida
Lineage: Eukaryota; Metazoa; Rotifera; Eurotatoria; Philodinida; Philodinidae
Source: the annotation of a GenBank genome assembly
AUGAUUGGUGAAAUGGUUUAUGAUUUAAAAUUUUACAUGUUAAUGUUAACUAUAUUCAUAUUAACAUAUGGUGUACCUACAUAUAGUUUACUCUAUGGUGUUCAAAAAUUUUCUUGGCAUACUCCACGUGCUAUUUUAAAUUUAGCUUAUUGGCAAAUAUUUGGUGAAUUAGAAGUUCUAGACGAUAUUGAAAAAAACUAUGAAAUAACUGGUUAUGUUGUAUUUAUAUUAUUAAUUGCUUAUAUGACAGUAGCAAGUGUUCUUUUAAUUAAUCUUCUUAUCGCUAUGUUUAGUAAUACAUUUGAUCGUUUACAAUUAGAUACAGAUUGUAUAUGGAAAUUUCAACAUUAUUCAUAUGUAUGUUAUCAUUUAACUCUUCCAUCACUUCCUCCACCAUUAAUUAUAUUUUCACAUAUUUAUCGUGUAAUAAUCUAUAUUUUUUCACAUAAAUUUAAAAUCGAAUGGUUUUAUCAAAAAUAUAUUCAACAUACGAAUCGAUCGAAAUUUAAAAUAAUUGCUGAUGAAAUGUUAACGAAAACAAUUGAAUCUAUUGAAGAUGCUUUAGGAAAUGAAGUUUAUUUUUUUUCAUUAAAAACUGAUCGAAAAGAAAUUAAUCAAUCAACUGAUUUAAAUGAAGAACGAGUACAUUCUCCACAAGAAAUUCUUAUAAAUAAAAUUAAAACACUUGAAAAUCAAGUUCAAAUAAUACAAAAUCAACAAAGUAAUAUGUUUGAAUAUUUGAAAUAUUUAAUGAAUGGAAUCAAAAAAAUUGGUGGUGAUGAUAUUGAAAUGCCCAAAGUAUUACAUCAAAAUUCUGAAUUACUUUAUGAUACAUCAAAUUAUUAUUAUUUAUUUUGUUAUAAUGAUUUUUGUAUAUAUCAUAGUGAUUCCGAUCUUCAACUUGAACAUAUUAAUGUUUAUUAUAAUGAAACAACGAAAAUGGAAUAUAUUCCUUGUGUUGUUCUUAUCAAUCUUGAACGAAAGACUAUAGAUUCAGUUCGUAGUGAUCCGUUUGAUCAACUAUUUCGAUCAAAUAAUUUCAUUUAUAAAACUCAAUUAUGUGGUUGCCUUCAAGGUUUUCAAAUGUGUCAUUCACUUGACAAUAGAAUUGAAUCAGGUAUAAUGAUGAGAUUCAAUGUAAUUCCAUCAUCAAAAGUCUCGGAAAUUGUUGUUGAACCAACUAUUUUUCAUGAUCGAAUAUCAAUGAAAGAAGUUGAUCAACACAUGUUAAAUAUUUUAAAUAAAAAUUCAUCCUAUUUUGUUGAUUGA